Messenger RNA from Budorcas taxicolor (takin), 1405 nucleotides. RefSeq names its product secreted and transmembrane protein 1A-like. Bases 189 to 860 code for a protein of 223 amino acids. Gene Ontology annotation, biological process: immune response. The record is from RefSeq and is a predicted model, not a curated record. Gene Ontology annotation, molecular function: cytokine activity. The transcript is spliced from 6 exons. Lineage: Eukaryota; Metazoa; Chordata; Mammalia; Artiodactyla; Bovidae.
CUUCGGUUUGGGUUUAGUCCAGCCGCGCAAACCAGCGCACAGACAGGCUGAAGCUGUGGACCGGCUGGGCAGGCAGAGCGCAGGAACGGCGGGAGUGGAGGAGCCGGGGCACCUGGGCGCAGGGAGUGUCCCAGAAACCAAUAAGGAGGACAAGGGACCCCUUAAAACUCCUCCACGUCCUGCUGGCCAUGCUGACCUCAGUAUCCACUCUCCUCACUCCCAGGAUCUUCUGGGUCCUCUUGUUCUUGCCCGCCUUCAGGAGUGCUCAGAGUGGAACCUGGGACAACCCCAACUGCACCAGCGGUGUGGUUUCUGUGUCGAAGGGCCAGCCAGCCACCAUGAGCUGCAGCAUCUCCAAUGCCUUCUCCCACAUCGACAUCUCCCUGAAAGCGAACCCCACGGCGCCCUGGAAGCUCAUCUUCAGUGUAAAGGCCCCAGGAAACUUCUGCCAGGAUGGAUGGCAGCUCUGGAUUUGGGAGGGAGAGGCGUACCUAGUAACUGAAGAAGCCCUGGACACCCAGGCAGGGCAGUACAAGUGGAGUCUGAAGGGGCGCCAGAGACACAUCAGAACCACUACCCUGAACGUCUCAGAACUGCAAGACCUGUUCCUCACACCUUCUGCAGGCCCAGAGAGGAAGCUGCGCAGUCUCCAGGCUGAAUCCCAGGACAAGAGCCAGACACAAGUGGUGUUCCCCAUCCUUGCCCUGGUCGUCAUCCUCGCCCUCGCGCUGAUCUGCAUGCUGGCCUGGCGCCGGAGGCGUGGUUCCCCACUCUCCAGGCUCCAGCAGGCCUGGGCUCCUCCCCAGGGCAGGAGUGCCAUGCUGCGGUCACCUGGGAGACGCCCCAGUUUGGGGUCGUAGGCCGAUCACGUCUUUGGACCAUGAAUAAGACCCUACUGGACCAUCUUUCUUUGGACCAUAAAUAGGAACCAGUUUGAGGGACCUUCCAGGAAGCACUUGCGGAACCGAAAUGAGGAUAUCAGUGGCCUGAGAUGAUGCACGGGGCCUCCUCCACCACCCUCAAAGGGUAGAGCAGCCCCUCUGGAUGGGAGGCCGGACAGCUGGCUGCUGGUGGAAUCUGUGUCCAACCUCCCCAGUCUCCCCUAGCCCUGGGGCUCCCCUCUUUGCCACCUGGCCUACCUGCUGCCCCUUCCUGUUCCCAAAUGUAUAUCAAACCAUAUCCUAAACUGUAUAUGCCACAUGUCUUUACAAGAGAAACUGUAUAACUCCUGUGAGUGUAUCCAUUGUUUUUUGUUUUUUGUUUUUUUGGAGGGGUGGGUGGCGGCAGGUCUUUUUAUCUUCCUUUCCUCGUUUGUUUCCUUAUGAUUUGAUGACUUUAGUGCUGCACUUGAAUUCCUUUUUCUUCUGUGUGUGUAUCUAUGAUAACAGACUUUUGGUUUUUUGUG